This is a messenger RNA of Papaver somniferum (opium poppy), 1408 nucleotides long. RefSeq names its product protein LIGHT-DEPENDENT SHORT HYPOCOTYLS 4-like. Gene Ontology annotation, cellular component: nucleus. Bases 587 to 1198 code for a protein of 203 amino acids. The record is from RefSeq and is a predicted model, not a curated record. Lineage: Eukaryota; Viridiplantae; Streptophyta; Magnoliopsida; Ranunculales; Papaveraceae. The transcript has 2 exons. Gene Ontology annotation, biological process: mRNA transcription; response to light stimulus.
UCCAUCCAUGUGAUCCAUCAGUGUACGUGAAAACCCUAGCAGCUCAGAUGAUGAAACUAUAGCUCUACUAGCUAGCUCUAGCUAGAGUUGUUACAAAUAAAGGGUGAUCAAUCAAAAGUUCUGUAGAGGAAGUAGUUUAUUCAUCUUCAUCAUAAGAAGAAAGAAAGACUAAAAAAUAACUUAUAUAGUUAGCUUGUUAUCAUCAUCUUUUCAUUUGUCGGUCUUAAUAACCUUCAUCAUCACUAUUGAUCACUAUCUUCCAUUUCUACAUCUAUACAGUAGCUAGAUCUAGAAAACACCAUGGGAAGAUCUCCACUGAUCAAAAGAUGAAAUUCAUUUUAUUAGGUAGCUUUUCUGAAAUCAAAAAUAUGAAACCAUUUUGAAGUUAAAAGAUCAGAAGAAGAAGAUAGCUCGGUCUCUCCAAUUCAUCAGCUAGAUCACUACUAAAAGAGAAGACAGGUUACAGUUACACUGUUUCAGGAUCCAAGAAAAUCACCAAAAACAGAAAGAGGAAAAGAAUAUCAUUAAAGAAGCUAGAAAGCUAGAGAGAGAGAGAGAGAUCAUUAUCAUAUCAUAACACAAAUUCAUGGAACCAAUAGGAGAUAGCUCUAGUUCAGAGAACAACAACACCAACAGCAGCGGCAUGAUGAUGAUAUCAUCUGCAUCGACAUCAUCCAUGGCAUCAUCAUCAUCAUCACCUCCAGCUCUAAGUAGAUAUGAAAGCCAAAAACGUCGAGACUGGAACACUUUUGGUCAGUACCUAAAGAAUCACAGACCCCCACUCUCUCUAUCUCGUUGUAGCAGUGCUCAUGUUCUUGAAUUCUUAAGAUACUUAGAUCAGUUUGGGAAAACUAAAGUUCAUAACCAAAUCUGCCCUUUUUAUGGACACCCAAACCCACCAGCUCCAUGUCCGUGUCCACUUCGUCAAGCUUGGGGAAGUCUUGAUGCUCUUAUCGGACGCCUUCGUGCUGCUUUCGAAGAAAAUGGUGGCAAACCUGAAGCGAAUCCUUUUGGUGCUAGGGCUAUUAGGCUUUACUUACGUGAAGUUCGUGAUUUACAAUCAAAAGCAAGAGGAAUCAGCUAUGAGAAAAAGAAACGGAAGCGUCCUCCUCCUACACUUCAUCAACAAGGUUCGUCAUCAUCGGCAGCUGGAGUGUUACCAAUGCCACCUUCAAGUAGUAGUGGCGCCAAUCAGUAAGCGAAAAUUGCACUAUCUUAUUAUCCAUCAUCAUCAAAAACAUCAUAUGGUGAUGCGGAAUUCUAUCUCUGUAUUAGUUAAUCUCUCUUUAGAUUCUUGCCCUAAAACUUUUAGUUUCGUCAGAGUUAAUUCACUCUAAUCUAUUUCCAUUUCCUUGAAUAAUGAAGCAUGUUUGAACCAAUCCUAACUUAUCAAUCUAGCAACUAUUAG